This is a messenger RNA of Papilio polytes (common Mormon), 4737 nucleotides long. It is a transcript of the gene Asx, whose product is annotated as putative Polycomb group protein ASXL3. Gene Ontology annotation, molecular function: chromatin binding; DNA binding. Lineage: Eukaryota; Metazoa; Arthropoda; Insecta; Lepidoptera; Papilionidae. The transcript is spliced from 7 exons. Gene Ontology annotation, biological process: positive regulation of transcription by RNA polymerase II; animal organ morphogenesis. The coding region runs from base 266 to 3325 and encodes 1019 amino acids. The record is from RefSeq and is a predicted model, not a curated record. Gene Ontology annotation, cellular component: PR-DUB complex.
UUGUUGUGACAUUUUGAUUUUUGCUAUUCUGUUGUGAAAAAACGAUGAAUGUAAUGCUCUUCAACCUUGACUUGUUGGAAAAAAGUGAUGAUUAAAUACUACACAUUGUCGUAAUAUGAUAAACAAUAUAAAAAACUUACAAGGAUUGUAAAUUUGCUCAUUAUGGGUUGAAAUAAUAGUUGUCGGCUGCUAUAAUUCUACGUUGAAUUUAUAACUGGUAUUUUAUGUUACAUGUGAUAGAGUACAAGUACAAUACUUUAGCAACAUGGAAUUAGACGUAUCGCCUUUGAAUCAGGCUGAGAACAGCAUGGAUUAUUCCGAUAAUUCGUCUGAAAGUAAAUAUUUGACUUGCAACAAUAACGAACAAUUUUCUGUCAUUCGAAUACCCCAAGAUGGUGAGAAAUCCAGUAAACAUUCCUCAAGAAAGCAAUCAAAAAGGAGAAAAAAGAGUUCAAAUCAUUCACGACCACUUCCCAGGAUAAUAGUUAAGCCUCUGCCUCCUCCACCGCCACCAGAAAGUCGUGAGUGGACUGCGGCUACAUCGUACACUGAUUCAAAUACUAAUUCUAACAGACCGUCAACUAUGCGAGAGGUUUUAGCGAGCAUACCUGGCUUUUGCAUAAAACCAAGGAAAAGAAGUGGAAAGAAGCUGUCAACUGCUGCACAAUUACAGCAAACAAGAGAAGGCUGUAUUGACUUAGAAACACCUGACUCAAUAUUAGUAAACACAAAUAUAAGGGCAUUAUUAAACAAGCACACAUUUUCUCUUUUACCACCUUUAUACCAAUAUAAGUUAGGUCAAUUGCUGCCAAGUGUUGAUAGACCAAGUACUUCUGGAAGAUUAAGUUCAUCUAGUCUAAAUAAUGAGUUCUUUGCGAGAGCUUGCUUGGAAUGGCAAGACUGCCUUUCGGGUGGCGAGUUUACACCAGAAAAUCAACAGAAAAUGAAAACUGAAGCUGAAAAAGAGAAAAGCAAAAUUGAUCCAUGGAAAUUAAAACAUUUUGAACCCUUUUGGGGAGAAAAAUCUCGGAAAGAAAAAUCUUCAAUAAAUAUUAAUUCUGAAAGACCGUCAUUGAAAACAACCAUCAAAUUACGACCUACAGCUUCAAUAACUAGUAGCAGUACUGUACCAAAAAUUAAGAAGAGUAAAUCUUCAAGUACCAGUAAAAAAAUGAGGUCAGUAGGUGCAGUGACAAGGUCCUCUGCUAGGGUGGAAGAUACAAUUGAUGAAUCAGUUAGUGUUGGUUCAAAAUCUACAGUACCAGUCCCAGAUUUACUCCCUCUAAAACAUUUGAAAAACAAUAACCAAGGUUAUGUUGACUGUCAAUUAGAUUUCACCUUCUCAGAUUCAUCUUCUGCACCCAGAAUAGAAGAUUCAACACCUGUGGAUCCUUUAUUACUGCCUGAUGAAACUGAACGCAGUGAAAUAAAGCAAGAAUUGGACAUAAGUGUAAUAACUAUAAAAGAAACCAGCAUUUCCAAAGAUUGCAAAGAGGAGAAAGCAACUGAUUCAGAUACUAUCUAUCCUGAACCUACUAAAAGACUAAGUAGUGACAAUAGCGAUUACAGGUUCACUAAGAGAAUCAGGUAUGAAGAUGAUUAUGCCACUGAUAAUUCUAAUUUUCUGACACGGGAUGCGGAACAGCCAAGUAGCAACUGCUCUGACAAUGAAACAAUUUAUGGAAAUGAACCAACAUGUCAAAGUGUCGAGGUCAGCACCUUUCCUGGACAUGAUAAUGCUGAUACUAACAGUGAAGAUAGUAAGGCUACAACUUCAGCUUAUGAAUAUGAUGAAAGAAGUAUUUCAUCCAUGUCCAGUUUGAAAAUAGGAAGUCGCAUAAAUAAUGUUCCAAUUGUAAAUGAGACUUAUAAGAAUGAAAUUGAAUGUGAAAGUACAAUUGAAGAUGUAGAACACACAUCUGCUAGUCAAAAUAUAAACAAGGAUAAUAAAAAAGAUGUAAAUGCAAGUGAAUCUUGCAGAGAAAUUGUUAAAGAAGAAUUUAACACACAAAGGGAAUCUCCAUGUAACAAUCUGCCUAUCAAUAGUAUUGAAGAGCCUCAACAAAACAUUGAAUCUGUUAAACAUAUGGAAUGUCAGAGUGCAGAGACUAACACUGAUGAACAUUUAAAAAAUAAAACAAAUGAUGAAAUUAAAAAUGAAGAUAAAAAUAGACCUGAAGAUAACAUAACCUCGAAUUAUUAUGAUGACCACUUCAAAGAUGCAGAAUCAUUUAUAAUGGAGACAGGAGGCCUUUCCAUUCUAACUCCACAAACUGAGGAAAACAAAUAUACUCCUCAUCCUGAUCUAAUGGAACUGUCUUCAUACAUGAAUGAAACAAAUGUAACAGCUGUUGUAACAAUGCCAAUGAAUCAAAAUCCAUCAAUACCAAUGAUGGAAGUGUCAAAUUCUACAAUGGUAUCAUACCCUGAUGACAACAUGCAGGAUGCUGCAAAACCAAAAAACUCAGCUGUAUCAUGGAAGAAUGAAAAUGAUUGGACUAGCACCGAAAGUAUUAUAACGAUGCACAAUUUUUCAUGUGUAAACAAUGAAAAUUCUAAAUACGUUAGUGAAGAUUCUAAAGCGAGCUUGGAAGAUAUGAAUAUGAAUGAUGAAAAUUCUAUGUAUAAAGAAGAGAGGGAUGCAAAUUUUAACAUGGAAUCAUCAAACUCAUCGGAGAGUUGUCACUCUAUGAAGGAUUUGAAGCAAGAAACCGAGCCUGCUAAUAGCAUUGUUUCGAGCUCAACUGUAUGUAAUCCAACAAUUAAUUCUACUACGGUUACACAAAGUGUAAGAAGUACUGGGAAAAAAUCUAAAUCCGGAAAGGAAUCAAACAGAAGCCGUAGUUGUAACAAGGUGCCGCCGGGCGCAGUAAACUUGGAGCGCAGCUAUCAGAUCUGCCAGGCGGUGAUACAGAACAGCCCCAACCGCGACGCACUGCGCGGCCAGCUGCGGCCGCCGCCCGCGCUGCUCACCCGCCAGCCGCGCGCGCCGCGCCCGCCGCCGCCGCACCCGCACCCGCCCGUCAUGGUGCGACAGCUGCCGCCGCCCGUCGUACCACACACUGAGGUAAAUGAAAAUCGCUCAAAUAACAUGGGGCAAUAUAUCCUAGUACAAAGAACCCCUAACGUGAUACCUAGAGCGUCCAGUGCGCCGCCGUCAAAUCUAAACACGAAUGUUAACGUGUCGAGAUGUCGCAGCGUGGGCGCGGACGACGCUUGCGUGUGCAACUUGCGAGCCAUGAUACUCUGCAAGAAGUGUGGCGCCUUCUGCCACGACGACUGCAUUGGCUCCGCUGAGCUCUGCCUCACCUGCCUCAUACGCUGACCCCCGACUACCACUCUACACCACUCUACUAAAUCAUCUUCCCUAUAAGAGACUGCUUCAUGCUGUUAAGUGUAAAGUGCAAAGUGAAUGUGAACAGUGUUACAAAUGCAAGUAUGAAUGGAUCACAACUUUUUGGAAGAACUUAUCACAAAGUAAGAUUGGUGGUGCUAUGUGUUUCCAUGUAAUUCUAUAAGUACUUCUGUCUUUAAUUUUUUAAUUACCUGCUCAAAUCGGUCUUGGACGUUGAUUCUAUAACUUUUUAAAGCUUUUAAUUGCAAUGUAUAUAGUAGUAUGUAAAAAACUGUCAGUAAUUUUUAUAAUAUAGCACAACACAAUGGAUACUAGUGUUGUGAAUGAUAUAAAAUGAAUGCAUAGAUUAUAUAUUUACACAGAAUAAUCAUUUUUGUCUUUACAGUACACAAUUUAUUCAAUUCGCAUUUUAAAUACAUAUAAAAAUAAUAAUGUUAAUGUUUUACUAAAUAAAAACAUCUUAUUCAGAAAUUUAUACAAAUAACAUUAAAUACAUUGCACAAGUUGCCUAUUUUCAUAACCGUUAUCUGUAUGACAGUUUCAUUUAGGUAUAUCAUAGUUUUUUUUAGUAUAAGGGGAGUUUUUCAGUGUAAAAUUUCCCAUUAUUCAUGUUUUAAAUUAAGACUACUAGAGUGUUGUUAAGAGUACAUAGAUUAGCGUAAGCUAUUAUUGCCAUUAUAUUUUCAUCACAACACAUUAAUUUGUAAGUAAACUUAAGCUUUCUUUGGAUAUGCUAUAUUGCUAUUGGGAAUCAGAUAAUUGUAGUUCAAAUUAAACUUGCACUGAAUUCCCAUUUAUUGAUAUGUUUGUAUUUUAAGGUGUGUACAAAUAUUUAUUGACAUGAAAGGCUGAAGGAUAAACAUCGGAAGGAUUUGGAUGGAUCAAACUGUGGUUUUGAUAAGUAAACUAGUUUAUCACUUGUUACUUUAAGUUUUAUGUCGCGUAAACUAAUACAACAUUAAGUUAUAAAAUAUAUUGUAUCAUUUUCUAUAGGAUUUUGCUACUGAUUUUUUAAAUAUCACUCAACGUAAAUUACACUUUAUACAGAAAUAAUUAUAUUAGAAUUGUUAAAUCUCUUUUUUGAUCUCUAUAUAAUAUACUUUACAUAACUUUUACUAUCAUUUAAAAUUCUUUUUCAUUAUGGGCCAGAUAAACUGUUUUAAUAUAAUGUUAAAAUUAAUAGAUUUUUGGGACUUUAACCAAAACUAAUUGAUUGAAUUUGGCCCCAACUAUUCAAUAAUAAUUAUAUCUUUGAUUAUGGUAUUGAAAAUAAGUGAAAAGUCCUUUUAUUCGUAUAUCGUACAAAUACAAAUGUGUGUGUAAUGAUUGCUCCAUGUUUUGUUUGUUUUAAAUUUAAACUUUUUUUAUUUGGAGCAACUGGA